Molecule: messenger RNA, 2186 nt
Organism: Uloborus diversus
Lineage: Eukaryota; Metazoa; Arthropoda; Arachnida; Araneae; Uloboridae
Product: F-box only protein 28-like
Exons: 6
Coding region: 142-1407 (421 amino acids)
Biological process (GO): protein polyubiquitination
Molecular function (GO): protein binding
Source: RefSeq, a predicted model, not a curated record
UUGAAAUGGCGUAAUUAUUAAAAAUAUAAUACUGAAUCAACAGUUUUUAUACUUCAGGGUAUUUAACGUGAUUAAGGAAUUGUUGAAGUAACCUGACAAUCUUUGUUUUUGUGACAUCAGGUACAUAUUUUUUUUACGAACAUGAGUGAUACCAACCAACACAAAGAUUUAUUGAAGGCUCCAAAGCCGAAAAAAACCAAAUUAAUGAUGGUUCCAGAUGAUGUUCUGGAAAAAAUUAUGUCAUUUAUUUCUUAUGAUGAAGUUAGCCGAUGUAGAUUGGUUUGUCGAAGGUUCAACUCGGUGUCCCAAAGAGUGUUGAAUAGAGGGUUUCACAAAGUUGAGAAAUACCAUGCACAGUGUUUGAAGAAAGUAAAAGCCCAACUGCCUAGACGUGAAUCAGAGAGGCGGAAACAUCAUUUAGCAAGGCAUUGUGAUAUUCUAACUGCUGUUGAAACUAGACUGUCAUUGUUAGGGAUGACGUUCUUGAAAUUUAUAGACUUGAAUUAUUGCUGUUUCAUUCCUGGAAAGGUGCUUGACGAAAUUUAUAGAGUGCUUAGGUAUGUGACUACAGAGACAUCACCUGUACGAGCUCACGAGGUCUUGCAGGAGCUGAGAGAUUUAUCAUCAAUGGCAAUGGAGUAUUUUGAUGAUAAAAUUGCUCCCACUUUCAAGAAGCAUAAGGAUCCAGUACCGAAAAUUCACGCUGGCAUAAGUUUCCCCAUGACAGGUGUCAAAUCUAGUUCCAAGAGCAGUUCGAGUUCUUCACCAAGUCAAGAGACAAAAUUUCAAAAAAUGUCACAUUAUGUGCGCCAGCUUCUAUCAAAGCAAAAUCAAGCAAAUAAAGAUAUUACUGCUCUUCAGAAUAAGAACAAUGAUUUAGCAAAAAAAUGUGAUGAAUUAGAAAAGCAAUUAGUGGAACAACAAAGGAUAGUGGCAUUGCACGAUCAGAAAAGUAAAGAACAUGAUAAGCAGAUAGCUGCCCUUUCAAAGCAUUUAAAAGUACAUAAACAGCUUGAGCUAAAUGAGAGCGAUCAAUACGUAAAAGUUGAGCCUGGGCUGUUGGAUACAGUUAAAAGGGAAUCACCUGCUGAUUCUGAUGGUGAUCAUGGACCUGCUGCAAAAAGAAUGCGGCUAAACACCUCUAAGGACCUGGGACAAUCGGGAUCUUCAUCAUCAGAAUCUAGAACUGUAGUUCCAACUUCUACUUCAACAGCCCUAAAAUUAGAAGAAUCGGAUGAAGAAAGGAUUGUCGAUUCUGCUUCAACUUCAACAUCGAAUAAAAAGGGACGAAAGUGUUCAAUUGCUGCUGUUGUACUUCAAGUGAAAGAGGAACCUCAAGCUCAUAGGCCUAUUACUAGGAGCUGUACUUCUAAGAAAGGCAGUGAGGCAAAUAAAAGGAAAAUUUAGUUCCUAGUGCAAAAUACUGUACAUGUAAUAAGUUGGUGAUUUUCUAGCUGAUUCUGGUCUUCACAUCGUAAGAAAAGGAAAGCUAAAGACAUCCUCUAUUAGUUGAAAAACAAGCCGUUGUUUUAUAAUUUUGUUUCAGUUUUUGAGAAUGAGUGCAUCAUUUUCAAUUUAUCAAUCUUCUACAAAUAUUGUUGCUUCAUUUUUGAGUAUUAUAAGUAAUACUUACCUUAGUUCUGAUUUUUGAGCAUUAUUUGAGAACAUAAUGCACAAAUUUAUUGCAGUUUGAUUUGUUUUUACAUUGUAUGUGGGAUAAUUUUACUAUUACAAGAAAAAACUUAUAGAAAUUAGUUCCUAAUGUAGUUAUAUGGUUGUGUGUUUUUUCUGUUUACUUGAUUGAGUUUCAAUAAUCUAAACAACAAGGCGUUUGUCCAUUAUUAUAAUUUGUGUUUUGAAAAUACAAAGUUAAUAGUUUUGCUGUAAAAUGGGAAUAAUAUGUAAUAUUAUUUCAUGGCUCAACAUUCCUUUUGCAUUUUUUAAAAUGUUCAUUAAGUGUAAUACAUUGCUUGCAUUAAACUGGUUAUGCAUUUGUAUUCUAAUUUUAUUAAUUUUUGAAACCGAGUGAUGUUCCUUCUUGUGUAGUUCUUGGUCUUUUAUGUUGUGCGAAAUAGUUUUCAUUCAUUGCAUUUUACCGUUACUUUUUUCGUAAAUGGAAGCAUUAAGUGCUUAUUGUGGUUGUCAAACAGAAAUAUAAGUCAUCCACAUGAAACUUUGUGUUAAUA